AUGUUGUGGAAUCCACUGCUCGCGCCAUUUUUGCUCGGUGUUCAGAUUGAAGUAAGCGAAAAAGCUUUGCAUAUCGGACGGUGCACAUUCGCUUGCUUAAUGUACUAUGGAAGGGCUAUAAGGCUAAGGGCGACACUUGGGAGUCGCAAGGAGAGCCUUGCGUCAGCUGAGCUGGCAUAUGGCGAGUUUAUUGGAAGAAAUCCGCUGAAAAUGGCGAGAGCACGGACGAAAACGAACGAGGAUGGUGGGAAGCAAAAAGCUCGAACAAGAAGCGCGCCAAAUGAAGAGGAAGAGAAUGGUCUUCCGAAGAUGCGACAUGUGAUAUAG
Gongylonema pulchrum is the source of this 327-nucleotide messenger RNA. NCBI's taxonomy places the organism in Eukaryota, Metazoa, Nematoda, Chromadorea, Rhabditida, Gongylonematidae. The record is from the annotation of a GenBank genome assembly.